Molecule: messenger RNA, 1092 nt
Organism: Zeugodacus cucurbitae (melon fly)
Lineage: Eukaryota; Metazoa; Arthropoda; Insecta; Diptera; Tephritidae
Product: glandular kallikrein, prostatic
Exons: 3
Coding region: 112-1077 (321 amino acids)
Biological process (GO): proteolysis
Molecular function (GO): serine-type endopeptidase activity
Source: RefSeq, a predicted model, not a curated record
GUACAUUCUGUGCAUCACUCCAACUGUAACGAAAAGUCUACAAAUUAAAUUACAAAAUUUGACUUUCUCUUUGUCUAAAUAGCAUAAGAAAAGUAAAAGUUUCGGGCAUCGAUGUCGAUAUCAUUAAAAUUUUGGCUUAUUCACUGUUGUUUUGCAGCGUUUUUGCUGCUCGCACAAAAUGUCAACAGCCUCUCGAACACCAACAGUCAUCACAAACCAAGGAAGCCGUCGAAAUUACCAAUAAACCUAUCUAAUUUGACAUUUGAGGACGGAGGCUACACAAUGCUGGUUACGGGUGGCUAUACUAUCCCAAUGUCUAGACUACAGACACACAUCGUAUCCAUACGUACCACCCGAGCGACUGCAUACUUCGGAGAUAAUCACUUUUGUUGUGGCACGAUAAUAUCCAGCAAUUUAAUAUUGACCGCCGCGCAUUGUGUUAUUGAUCGUCGUAAGAUCAUUACACGCCAACAUCGUCUUGUCGUAGUCGCUGGUGCACCGAAUCGUUUAGUCAAACAAAAAACAACGAUAGAAAUGCAAGUGCUCGCUGUGAGGCCUCAUCAUAAAUUUAUACGAGAAGGUGCACACGAUAUAGCAAUAUUGCGUCUGGCCAGAAGUUUUCCCGAUGACAAUGAUUCUAUUAAAGUAAUUCCACUGUUUAAGGGUAAAAUACCAAAUGGUACCGUGUGUCGUAUCAUUGGUUGGGGUCGUGUAUUUGAUCGUGGUCCCUAUUCAGCUCAUCCUAUACAUGGCGCUGUAACGGUAUUUUCGUAUGAUUAUUGUAAAAAAUUUUAUCCAGAUAUAUUUGAUGAGACAAUGAUUUGUGCUGGCAAAAAAGACACAUGGGAUGUGGACACGUGUCGCGGCGACUCGGGUGGUCCAUUAAUUUGUCGUGGUCAAGUGGCCGCCGUUGUUUCUUGGGGCUCAUAUUGUGGAACAGCGAAUAAACCAACUGUAUUUUCCAGUAUAUAUCAUCAUCGUGAUUGGAUCAGAGUGACAAGCGGUACAAAAGUUGUAAAAAGUCUAAAUGCACUGUAUUUGUUAUUAUAUAUCCUAUGUAUACAUAUAUAUUUUUGAUAUUAUUAUAUAUAU